Hyla sarda is the source of this 1757-nucleotide messenger RNA. Its product is annotated as SLAM family member 5-like. NCBI's taxonomy places the organism in Eukaryota, Metazoa, Chordata, Amphibia, Anura, Hylidae. Bases 60 to 1103 code for a protein of 347 amino acids. The transcript has 9 exons. The record is from RefSeq and is a predicted model, not a curated record.
UUGGUACUUGUCAUGGUGAAUGGAGGGGUCGCAGUGGUCUCCUCUUACAGUCUUACAUUAUGCGGACUAUAACGUUACUGGUGCUUGCGUUACUUCCUGCCCUAGGACAAGCUCCACGAUUUAAGGUCAUACCAGGGCUUAAACAUUCCUCCAUUACCUUGGCAACAUCCUUUGACCCACUUUCUGCGAAAGAAGUUACCUGGUCCCAAAAAACCAUAAAAGGGGAAUUUUGGCAGGUUGCCAAAAUUCAAAAUGGCGCUAUGACUAGCGUACUUCAUGAAAGAUGUUAUCAGACCUAUAAUGGAACACGAUUGGUCAUCAAUAAUCUGAAUGAGACUGAUAAUGGCGUUUACAGAGCCGAAGCCACUUUAGGGGAUGGAACAGUAGAAGAAGAGUAUUUUACGGUCACGGCUUAUGAUCCCGUCCCCCAACCACAGAUCAUACCUCAUCUGAAGAGAAUUGGGGAUCAGUAUAAUGUUACUCUCCAGUGUUCUGUCCCAUUAAAUACAUCAGAUGUCUCCUAUACUUGGAAAUAUGGACUUCAGGGCUCUGAGAAUUGGAGCACAGUAAAUGAUACAAGCUCAAUCCAGAUGAUGCGAACACCAGACCAGAACAUGGAAUUCGUAUGUACAGUCCAUAACCCGGCCGACCGAAAAGAGGUUUCUUUCUACUGUGAACAGUGUUCAGAAGGGAAGGAAAAACGUAGUCGCUUCCCCAUGAUAGUCUACAUCCUAGUCGUCUGCACAGUUUUUGCUGUGAUCACUAUAACAGCAUUGGGAGUAAUGUUUGCUAUACAGAAAUGUAGGAAAACUUCUUCAAGCAAAAAUGGGCAAGAACUUACGAACUUGACAAAUCCCGUUCAGGAUACAGAUUCUCAAGAGUCUAAAAUUUUUCACAUUGUUCACGAAAAGAAUGGCAGUAUGAAGAAUAAGGAAUCAGAUGAAGAGAGAUCCAAGCUCAACGAUAAACCGAGCUGUAACCACAGCUCCGUUAUUAAAAUAGAAUCUCUUGAAGAGCAGGAAGAAUCAUCUGAAGAGCAAAAAGUUUCGGAAGUAGAUUUUCCUGAAGAGCGGAAAGAAGAAUCUACUGAAGAACUGGAAUAAUUCAGAUCAUCUCUCGUCUUCCAUCCAUUAUUUGGAGAAACUGUAGGAUGAUUGAAUUGCUGGAUCAUGUCUCCGGAACUUGGACCCUUAUGUGGUGAUUUUAUUUGAUGGAGAACAUGAAAACCUUCCAUUAAACCAGAAUGAAUGUAUCUUUUAAGACAAUGGGGGGGGGGGGGGGGAUAUUCAAAGACUUGUCUUAUUAGGGCUCUUUAUUUUGCACCUCAAAGAGUGUUAAAGGGGUACUCCGGUGCUGAGAGUUCGGAACACAUAGUUCUGAAAGCUGAGAGCCAGCGUCGGGGCUUGUGACAUCACGGCCCCACCCCUCGAGACAUCAUGCCCCGCCCAUCAAUGUAAGACUAUGGGAGGGGGAGGGGCCAUCACCACACCCCCUCUAAUAGACUUACAUUGAGGGGGCGGGGCGUGAUGUCAAGAGCCCCCGAUGCAGGCUCUAAGCUUUGGGAACUAUUUGUUCCGAACGCUCAGUACCGGAGUACCCCUUUAACUGUGCCUCAUUUUUUGUGUUUGGUCUUUUGAAAAUUUGGGGCAAAUUACACAAAGAGCAACUCAAUUAAUUAGGGCUGGGCGGUAAGACCAAAUAUGUCAUACCACGGUAUUUUUUUAACUGAAGGCGGUUCCACGGUAUAUAACGGUAUU